This is a messenger RNA of Salpingoeca rosetta, 2026 nucleotides long. RefSeq lists its product as uncharacterized. Gene Ontology annotation, cellular component: chloroplast. Gene Ontology annotation, molecular function: 2 iron, 2 sulfur cluster binding; chlorophyllide a oxygenase activity. The coding region runs from base 102 to 1568 and encodes 488 amino acids. The record is from RefSeq and is a predicted model, not a curated record. Gene Ontology annotation, biological process: chlorophyll biosynthetic process; cholesterol metabolic process. The transcript has 9 exons. Lineage: Eukaryota; Choanoflagellata; Craspedida; Salpingoecidae.
GUGGGUGUUGAGGGUGCACCUGCUGCUGGUAUUGUUUGCCAACCAAAGGUCGUCUGUCUUUGUGUGUCUUGUUGCUUGCUGAUUGCUUGCUUUUUGCGUGAAUGGGGGUGCAACAGAAACGCACUCGCGUUUGCACGCAUUGUUUGUUCACUGGUGUGCAUUGUCUGCCAAAGCUCACGCACGACACUGCCCUCGCUUGGACAGACUGCACAGCCAGAAGAAACGGAAAGAUGGGGGUGGUCACGACAGCAGUGGCGCAGCUUGCCGACAUGCUGCCACAGUCAGAAACCGUGCAGCGUGAGUGGGAGGCCGUUGUUGGAGAGGCUGGCGUCGUUGUGGACACCGUGAUGGGCAGUCGGCUCCUCUUCUGGACUGUCGUCCUCACCGCCGUCUACCUCGUGUACCGCCUUCUCUUCGUGCCUGCCCGCUACCGUCGUCGAAUGCACGACGUCGGAUACCUGAUGGAGCCGGACCAGAGCCGCGUCGAGCGCGCCAAUGAGGUGCGCCGGCGCCGGUUGACAGGCGACCUUCCACCCGUGUAUCCCAAUGGCUGGUUCCAGCUCUGCUUUUCGCGCGACCUCAAGCCAGGCAGCGCCAAGCAGGUGCAUAUUCUUGGAAAGGAGUUUGCUGUGUUCCGCACGGAGUCUGGCAAGGUCGGCUGUCUGGACGCCUACUGCACCCAUCUCGGCGCCAACCUUGCCGCAGGCGGCAUGGUUGUUGGCGAGACGCUGCACUGCCCGUUCCACGGCUGGAAGUUCAACUGCGAGGGCAAGUGCACAGACAUCCCCUACAGCAAGUCCAAGAUCCCCGAGCAGGCGCACACCACCUCCUACCACGUCCACGAGGUCAACGGCCACGUCCUCCUCUGGUUUGAUGCAGAGGACCGGGAUCCCACGUGGUACCCGCCCGAGCUGAAGAAGAUCAACAACGGCUGGUGGUGGAGCGGGUUCACCCGCCACUACCUCAACUGCCACAUCCAGGAGGUGCCUGAGAACGGCGCGGACGUGGCGCAUCUCCACUACCUGCAUGGACCCGGUCUCCUCUCGGGCACAGACCUCAGAGAUACACACAGCUCGCGGUUUGAGUUUGUGAAACACAACUGGUACGCGUCGUGGGCGCCUGUGGAGGAGCCUGGCAAGAAGCAUCUCUCCGUCCUCAACCUUGUCCAUCGUCUUUCCAUCUUCGGACAUGAACUCCCCGUCAUGGACAUCAAGCUCACGGCGACACAGGUUGGCCCUGGGCUUGUGUAUCUCGAGUGGUCCUCCUUCUUCGGCACCGGCGUGUUUGUCCAGACCCUCACCCCCGUCGAGCCCCUCUACCAGGAGCUGACGCACACCAUCUACUCGUCGUUCACGGUGCCGCAAAUUGUGUCCAAGUUCUAUCUGAUUGGCGAGGCGAAGCAAGUUGAGCGCGACGUCAUGGUGUGGAACAACAAGAUGUACCGCAAGAACCCCGUGCUGGUCAAGGAGGACAAGCUCAUUGCCCAGCACCGGCGCUGGUACAGCCAGUUCUACUCGGAAAACAGCCCCACCCUCUCCUUCAAGAAGGAUGACGACCUGUCGUGGUGAAUGGUGGACACCAGUGAAGCAACGUGACCAGAGGGAGAGGGGAGGGGGGGAGAGGGGGGGAGGGGAGGUGAAGGCGGUGGCCUGUCUGCCAUUUCUCCCGUUGUUCUGCUUCAGAUCUGUGAAUUGUUGUCGUGUUUUCCUUGCCGGUUGGCUGGGCACUUCAACGUUGCAACAGUAUCCUCCAUGUGGCUUGGUCGAUUUGAUUUCGCAUCUGCUUGUUCUUGUGUUACAGCCUGUUCUGUCCUGAAUUACUUUUGGCAGGGAGUCUUUGAGUCGUUAACUCUCGCGCUGCUAUUGCUGCAGUUACAGUUGCUUUUCAAUGUCUUUUGUGUUCUUGCAGUUCCACCUUUUGUGUGUGUGAUUGUGUGUCUGUGUGUUUCUGUGACUGACCUCAUUCUCCACACAUGAUACAGACCACUGUAGCUUUCGUUGAUGACUACACUGCAUGAUAAUGGCCA